Messenger RNA from Abrus precatorius (Indian licorice), 2358 nucleotides. RefSeq names its product probable protein phosphatase 2C 71. NCBI's taxonomy places the organism in Eukaryota, Viridiplantae, Streptophyta, Magnoliopsida, Fabales, Fabaceae. The transcript is spliced from 10 exons. The record is from RefSeq and is a predicted model, not a curated record. Bases 155 to 2164 code for a protein of 669 amino acids.
GUCCCUUUCCUUCACCCUCGUCUUCGCACUGCAGUCUCAAAAACCCAGCAACAAACUUAUUCAUGCCUUAAUACAAACUUCAAACUUGAAAAACAAUUAAUAAAAUAACUAAAAACUAAAAAAAUAAUAAAAUAAAAAAUAAAAACUUGAUGAGAUGGCUGAUCUCUUCUGCAGAAGCUUCCAUUGUUUUUGGCUUCCAUGCGGCAAUUUUCCGCUAAAACCUUCGGGAAGGAUUCGAAUUUCUGCUCCAAUUCCUCUUCCCAAACGAUGGGUGAGCUUCACCCACCAUACCCACAUGCUUCCCAAUGCCACUUCACCCUCAAACCCUGUUCCUGAAGAUUUUGAUAUUCUCUCGUCAACUGAGUGUUCCGAUGGUAGUUUUGUAUUCCGAUUCGGCAAUGCCAGCGAGAUUAGAGAAAGGAUAGAUGAAUUAGGCAAAGAGAAACUCACCCGUGAGGGUGUUGAGGAAGGAGGCAAGGCUGGUGUUAGAACUCUGUUGGAUGAAGGUGUUGAAAAGAACGUUGAGGUUGAUCAUAAUUUGGGGGAGGAAGCUGAAUCUUCUUCAAAUCUAGUAGUUGGUGUUGCUGAUCGAAAUUCUCAGCUUCCUGUAAAUGAAAAGGAGAGUGUUGUUUCUGAUAAUGACUCAGAGACACCUGUGAUCGAUGAUUCACAAAAUAUCGAUGGAUAUUCCAAGUUGGAUUCAGUAGAGGAUGGUGAUGAUCAACAUGAAAUUUUAAAGGAAGAUGUUGAUGCUGAGUGUAAUGGUGUAUUGAGUGCGGUUGAUGAAGAUUCUGAAGUUGAUAAUCACGAAGAAGUUGUUGUUUCAACGGUUUCUUCAGAGCCUGAUGUGUUUUCUGAUCAGAAUAGUGAUUCUGGGGAAGCUGAAGAGGAAGAAGAAGCUGACCAAGGUUAUGGUGUAGAUAGAGCAAUAGACAACCUGACUGGUGGUGUUGAUGCUGACUUAAGGGAGUUGAUGCCAGAAUCCACUUCUUUAGAGUCUGAACAAGUUGGUUAUAGUGGUGGAAUGAAUGACCUGACUGGUGGUGUUGAUGCUGACUUAAGGGAGUUGGUGCCGGAAUCCACUUCUAUAGAGUCUGAACAAGUUGGUUAUAGUGCAACGAAUGACCUGAAUGUUGCUGUUGAUGCUGAAUUAAGUGAACUCAUGCCAGUAUCCACUUCUAUAGAGUCAGAAAAAGUUGCUAAUGAUGAAGAAACAACUGGCCUCAUCGUGGAUCACCCAAUUGAUGCAAGUAAAAUGGGAAAGUCAGAAAUGUUACAUGACUUGGUUCCAUCCUCAGAUUUGGAAAAUGACAUAGAUACUGGCAAUACUGAAAGAAAUGAUUAUGAAAGGACAUCACAUCCUACUGUGCCACAAAUACAAUCAGUUGAGAUGGAUAGUCAUGGGGAAACAUCUUCAGGAACAGAGCUUUUCUUAGUUUCUGGUGCUGCUUGCUUGCCUCAUCCCUCUAAGGCAUUGACAGGUCGAGAGGAUGCUUAUUUAAUUUCUAACCAAAAUUGGCUUGCUGUGGCUGAUGGAGUUGCUCAGUGGUCACUUGAAGGGAGCAAUGCUGGACCUUAUAUCAGGGAACUUAUGGAAAAAUGUGAAAAUAUUGUGUCAAAUUAUGAAAACAUUUCUGCUAUAAAACCUGCAGAAGUUAUCAUCAGAAGUGCUGCCGAUACACAAUCUCCAGGAUCAUCUGCUGUUUUGGUUGCUCAUUUUGACGGACAGGUCCUCCAUGCAGCCAAUGUUGGGAACACUGGAUUUAUCAUUAUAAGAGAUGGUUCCAUCUUUAAAAAAUCAACUCCCAUGUUUCAUGAAUUCAAUUUUCCAUUUCAGAUAGUAAAAGGUGAGGAUCCCUCAGAUCUCAUUGAGGAUUACAUGAUCGAUCUACAUGAUGGUGAUGUGGUAGUAACUGCCACAAAUGGCCUUUUUGACAAUCUGUAUGAGCAAGAAAUAGCAUCAAUUAUAUCAAAAUCACUCCAAGCUAGCUUGACACCUCAGGAAAUAGCAGAUUUGUUGGCCAUGAGGGCACAAGAGGUUGGAAGAUCAACUUUCACAAGAAGCCCUUUUGCUGAUACAGCUCAGGCUGUGGGCUAUGUGGGAUAUAGUGGUGGCAAGCUUGAUGGUGUAACAGUUAUAGUCUCAUUAGUUCAAAUUAGAUAGCUCUUUCUCACUUCUUCUCAUGUUAUCUAUUUUCUCUGUGUACAUACCAACAGUUUUGUAAAUUUAUCAUGAUGCUGAAGAUCUGUAAUUUUUCUCAUGAUUUUUGCCACUUAUUUAUGGAUUGUUCGGUCCUUGAAGCAUAUGACAAUAACAUUUUAUGAUUCCGAAAUGUAUAGUAAUAUAGUUUUCAGUCG